Messenger RNA from Ziziphus jujuba (common jujube), 4801 nucleotides. Its product is annotated as protein NAP1. NCBI's taxonomy places the organism in Eukaryota, Viridiplantae, Streptophyta, Magnoliopsida, Rosales, Rhamnaceae. Gene Ontology annotation, cellular component: SCAR complex. The transcript has 25 exons. Gene Ontology annotation, biological process: cell projection assembly; cell morphogenesis; cortical actin cytoskeleton organization. The record is from RefSeq and is a predicted model, not a curated record. The coding region runs from base 197 to 4342 and encodes 1381 amino acids.
UGUCUUAAAACUGCCUCCACUCUAGGACCAACCACUCUACCUCUCUCUCUCUAUCUCUCUCUCUCUCUCUCUAAACUCCAUAAACAAUGGUCGAUACUCAGAUCUGAGCUCUCUAUGCGCUCCGUUGCUCCAAACUCGCGUUGUUUCUCAACUCGGAGUCCACUAAAUUAAAAUUUUGAGGGACGUAAAUUGACCAAUGGCAAGAUCACGAUCCCAUUUCUCAAGUCAAGAUUCAUCGUUGUCACCCACUGCUGUUAGAUCGCGGGAAUUGGAGGGUCCACCAAGAUGGAUUGAGUAUUUGGGUCCCGAAAUGACAUAUAGAAAUCCCGGUCUUGAUGCACAGCUUCAAAGUUCAGUUGGGUCCAAUAAGGGUUUGAAUAUGCAGUGGGUAGUGCAACUCACUAUUGUUGCCAAAGGUCUUAUGGCUAAAAUGUAUAGGUUGAAUCAAAUAUUGGACUAUCCGGAUCCUGUUAGCCAUGUAUAUUCAGAAGCCUUUUGGAAAGCAGGCGUGUUUCCCAACCAUCCAAGAAUUUGUGUCUUACUCUCAAAGAAGUUUCCGGAGCAUUUUAGCAAGUUGCAACUUGAACGUGUUGAUAAGAUUGCUUUGGAUGCUUUGCAAGACAAUGCAGAACUUCAUUUACAAAGUUUGGAACCAUGGAUUCAGCUUCUUCUUGACUUGAUGGUGUUUCGAGAACAAGCUCUAAGACUUAUAUUGGAUCUGAGUAGUACUGUCAUUACCUUGUUGCCCCACCAGAACUCGCUUAUACUACAUGCAUUUAUGGAUCUCUUUUGCUCCUUUGUCCGUGUUAAUCUUUUUGCUGAGAAGAUGCCAAGGAAGAUGAUGCUUCAAAUGUAUAACCUUUUGCAUGCAAUCUCAAGAAGUGACCGAGAUUGUGAUUUCUAUCAUCGAUUGGUUCAAUUUAUAGACUCUUAUGAUCCACCGUUAAAAGGAUUACAGGAGGAUCUAAAUUUUGUGAGCCCUCGUAUUGGAGAGGUAUUGGAGGCAGUUGGUCCUAUUAUUUUCCUAUCAACAGAUACGAGGAAGCUUAGAAAUGAGGGUUUUUUAAGUCCAUAUCAUCCACGCUAUCCGGACAUUCUGACAAAUUCUGCUCACCCUUUGAGAGCUCAGGAUCUAGCAAAUGUUACAUCCUAUCGAGAGUGGGUAUUGUUUGGGUAUCUUGUUUGUCCUGAUGAACUGCUUCGUGUCACUAGCAUUGACAUUGCCCUGGUUUUACUUAAAGAAAAUCUGGUUCUUACAUUAUUUAGGGAUGAGUACAUACUUCUGCAUGAGGACUAUCAGCUAUAUGUUUUGCCACGCAUUUUAGAAUCAAAGAAAAUGGCGAAAUCAGGACGUACAAAGCAAAAAGAAGCAGAUCUGGAAUAUAGCAUUGCAAAGCAGGUUGAGAAAAUGAUAAGUGAAGUGCAUGAGCAAGCAUUACUUUCAUGUGAUGCCAUACAUCGUGAAAGGAGAAUAUUAUUGAAGCAAGAGAUUGGAAGAAUGGUGCUCUUUUUCACUGAUCAACCUAGUUUAUUGGCUCCAAACAUACAGAUGGUGUUCGCUGCCCUGGCCUUUGCUCAAUGUGAGGUCAUCUGGUAUUUUCAACAUGUAGGAAUUGCGUCAUCGAAAUCCAAAACUGCUCGUAUGGUACCGGUUGAUAUUGAUCCGAGUGAUCCAACAAUUGGAUACCUAUUAGACGGAAUGGACCGCCUAUGCUGUUUAGUACGCAAGUAUAUUGCAGCAAUUCGAGGUUAUGCUUUAUCAUACCUUAAUUCAUGUGCUGGUAGAAUUCGAUUUCUGCUGGGUACUCCAGGAAUGGUGGCUCUUGAUUUAGAUGCGAGCUUGAAGGGACUUUUUCAGCGGAUUGUUCACCACCUUGAAAACAUUCCAAAACCACAGGGUGAACAUAGUUCUGCCAUGACAUAUGAUCUCUCGGAAUUCCGGAAAGAUUGGUUAAAUAUAUUGAUGAUCGUCACUUCUUCUCGAUCAUCUAUAAACAUAAGACAUUUGGAAAAAGCUACAGUCUCCACAGGGAAGGAAGGCUUAUUGUCGGAGGGUAAUGCUGCAUAUAAUUGGUCAAGAUGUGUGGAUGAACUGGAGUCUCAAUUAUCGAAGCAUGGCAGUCUUAAAAAUUUGUAUUUUUACCAUCAGCACCUUACAGCAGUCUUCAGAAACACUAUGUUUGGCCCCGAAGGACGUCCUCAGCAUUGCUGUGCAUGGCUUGGAAUUGCUAGUAGUUUUCCAGAGUGUGCGUCCCCCAUAGUUCCAGAAGAGGUGACAAAAAUUGGCCGGGAUGCAGUCCUUUAUGUUGAAUCUCUCAUUGAAUCUAUAAUGGGAGGCCUUGAGGGCUUGAUCAACAUCCUUGAUUCUGAAGGAGGAUUUGGUGCACUAGAGACUCAGCUUCUUCCAGAGCAGGCAGCUUCGUAUAUGAACCAUACAUCAAGAGUUUCAAUGUCGUCAACGAAGUCACCAAAGGCAGCUGUUGGAUUUCCUUUGCCUGGCCAUGAGAGCCAUCCUGAAAGUAAUGGCUCUAUCAAAAUGUUGGAAGCUGCAAUGCAGAGGCUGACCAAUUUAUGCUCAGUUUUGAAUGAUAUGGAGCCCAUAUGUGUUCUAAAUCAUGUCUUUGUCCUCAGGGAGUAUAUGAGAGAAUGCAUCAUUGGGAACUUCAGGAGGAGACUGCUGGCAGUAUUGAAAACAGAUAAUGAUCUGCAACGUCCUUCUAUCCUGGAAUCACUGAUUCGCAGGCAUAUUGGUAUCAUCCAUUUAGCUGAGCAGCACAUUAGCAUGGACCUAACCCAGGGUAUUCGGGAAGUUUUGCUUACAGAAACUUUCUCAGGACCAGUUUCUUCUUUGCAUUUGUUUGAUAAACCGACAGAGCAGCAUACGGGAUCAGCCACAGAAGCUGUUUGUAACUGGUACAUAGAAAACAUAAUCAAGGAUGUUUCAGGAGCUGGAAUUCUUUUUGCUCCAAUUCACAAAUGCUUCAAGAGCUCAAGGCCCGUUGGUGGAUAUUUUGCUGAUUCGGUCACUGAUCUUGGAGAGUUGAAGGCUUUUGUUCGUAUUUUUGGUGGUUAUGGAGUCGAUAGACUAGACAGAAUGCUGAAAGAGCAUACAGCUGCUCUUUUAAAUUGCAUUGACACAUCAUUACGAUCAAACCGUGAAGUACUAGAGACAGUUGCCAGCAGCCUGCAUUCUGGUGAUCGAAUAGAAAGAGAUGCAUCAAUCAAGCAGAUUGUUGAUAUGGAAACGGUGAUUGGAUUUUGUGUUCAAGCUGGGUUAGCUUUGGCUUUUGGUGGACUUCUAGCUGAUGCUGCUGGGACUGUACUUGAAGAAGGUGCUCCCUUGCUAUAUUCUUUACUAGCUGGAAUAGUUAAGCAUAUACCUGAAGAAUUUCCUGAAAUGACGGAAAUCAAAAGAAUGAAAGGGGUGGCGAACAGUGUUGGUGUUUCUGUUGAGCAUGACUCACAGUGGGUGAGAUUGAUCUUGGAAGAGAUUGGGACUGCAAAUGAUGGUUCCUGGAGCUUGUUGCCGUACUUGUUUGCCAGCUUUAUGACAUCUAAUAUUUGGAACACCACUGCCUUCAAUGUUGAAACGGGAGGCUUCAACAACAACAUCCAUUGCUUGGCAAAGUGCAUUGGUGCUGUCAUUGCAGGAAGUGAGUAUGUUAGAUUGGAACGUGAACAUCAGCAGAGAAAGUCUUUCUCUAAUGGACAUGCUAGUGAGACGUUGGAUUCUGAAAUGCAAAGCCAUUUGUCAGCUGAGGCAAGCAUAAAGUCCACAAUGCAGCUCUUUGUCAAAUUCUCCGCAGCCAUCAUUCUAGAUUCUUGGAGUGAAAUUAAUAGAUCUCAUCUCGUAGCACAGAUUAUUUUCCUAGACCAACUUUGUGAGAUCUCGCCAUUUCUUCCAAGAAGCACUCUUGAAACUCAUGUUCCAUACGCUGUUAUCCGCUCAAUUUAUAGCCAAUACUAUGCGAAUUCUCCAUCCUCUCCUCUGGCACUACUGAGUGUUUCCCCCCGCAAUUCACCUCUACUAUCACUAUCACAUGCAUCUCCUGUAUUACGGCAGCCGCGUGGUGACUCAACUCCCCAGUUUACUGCUAUGGAUUCAGGUUAUUUUAAAGGAUCAUCAUCCCAUGCCCAGGACCACCUCUAUGAUGCUGACAGUGGAAGCUUACGAAGCAUUGGAAACAAGCAGCGGAACAUUCGUCGUUCUGGACCUUUGGAUUACAGCUCAAGCCGUAAUAAAGUGAAGUUCGUGGAAGGCUCAACUUCUGGGAGCACAGGUGGUCCCAGUCCGUUACCCAGGUUUGCUGUAUCAAGAUCUGGUCCAAUAGCGUACAAGUAGAAAGAUAGACCAAGACUAAAGAAAAAUGGGGCUGGCUGUUGAUGGAUCAAGUUUUGGGUGAUGGCCUGAAUGGCCUUUCCUUGUUAUCUAAAUUUCUGCUACAAUGAUAUCCAGCCUUCAGUUCCAGCUCAUGCUUCAACUGGUACAACCAGUACUCUUUGGUACAGUUCCUUCGAUCCUUAGGGUCCUGGUCUGGAAGGUAUGAUGAUACUUUCCAUUAAGGUGACAAGUUAAAGAUCGAAUGGGUAGAGGAAAUAAGAUUAAAAAAGAUUUUUAAGGUAUACAGUAGCAUAGAUACAUCUAAUGUUAUUGUUUCUCCUUGAAUUUCUAGAGCAUAAAUGUAUCUUUGUAAAUGCACGAAUAUGUAAAAUAUUAUGUUUAUGUGCAUCUUGUGUUCACUUGAUUCAUCUAAAGCUUGAUAUAAUUGAUAAUUUAAGCUGUUUAGAUGGUUGUUUGGCA